AUGGCACACUAUCAACGUGGCUUUCCGUACAAAGGACCAAAAUAUGUAAUCAACACCGUCACUACAUCUACUCGUGCGUUUCUCGGCUAUCAAGCAAAUUUUAGUGAUCCCAGCAAAAAUCUUCAGCGCCUAGUUCAAAACCACCGAAUUCUCACAGAUAAUGAAACAAAACACCAACGCCGAAAUGCGAGACGACAACUCACGCCGUUGCAGUAUCUUUCUACCUUGCAAGAGUUUCUCCCCGCAGAGCUUGCUAAAGUGCAAUUCGAUUGCACUUCAUUGACCGUGGCAUGUCAUUUGUUGAUGGGGAAGUUCCGUGUUCAAAUCAAGCAGCAGUUAGGGAUAGAGCAUCCUAUAUUUCCAUGCGAAGACAGCAUUGAGCCAUCAUAUCCAUUUAUAGUAAUGGAUAUCUUUCAUGAAGGAAGAAAUGGAGGAGAAAAUCCUUGGCUGAAAAUAGUGGCCAGUGUUUUGAUGAAUUAUUUAGCGAGCUUGUAA
This is a messenger RNA of Sclerotinia sclerotiorum 1980 UF-70, 495 nucleotides long. RefSeq lists its product with no specific name. The record is from RefSeq and is a predicted model, not a curated record. The coding region runs from base 1 to 495 and encodes 164 amino acids. Lineage: Eukaryota; Fungi; Ascomycota; Leotiomycetes; Helotiales; Sclerotiniaceae. The transcript has a single exon.